AAUUAACUUUUAAAAAACAGCGACGCCAUCUUGAAAAACUCGUUUAGCUCACGUCUUUCCGAAAGUUUGAAAUUUUCAGUUAAAGAGCUUGCACUGCACGGGCAGUAGGCGUAGAGGGUGACGGAAAAUGUCGGAAAAAAUAACAACAAGGGUGAUUCAAAUCACCAAUAUUGCCCCAAAUGCCACAAAGGACCAGAUGAAGACGCUGUUCGGAUACCUCGGGCGCAUAGACGAAUGUAAAAUAUAUCCAUCGAACGAUUUACCAGAGGGAGAUACUUCCACCAAGGUUUGCUAUGUGAAGUAUGAUGACUCCGUGAGCACAGGGAUCGCUCUCCACUUGACCAAUACUGUCUUCAUUGAUCGAGCUCUAAUUAUUGUUCCAGUCAUUGAUGGAAAAAUCCCAGAUGAAACCACUGCAUUGCAGAUAGCACCAUCAGCCAUUGCUGGCAUGAUUCCUGGGACUCCCAGCUGGCCAAGCAAUGUCAUUAGUCAGAUGACAGGAACAGGACUGACACAAAUGUUCACCACCCACGACCCCAAACUGACAGCCCUAGGUCUUCCUCAAUAUCCCCCAUUGCCAGGAAAUACUGAUCCAGCUAAAAUUGAGGAAAUUAGACGCACUGUUUAUGUGGGAAAUCUGGCCAAAAAUGUGACAACAGAACAACUGCUGAGUUUGUUCUCCCAGGUCGGGGAGGUCAAGUAUGUCCGGUUGGCAGGGGAUGAGACACAGCCUACAAACAAUGCCUUUGUUGAAUUCACAGACCAACGCUCCAUUUCAACCGCUCUGACGUACAAUGGGGUUAUGUUCCAGAGCUUGCCCAUCAGUGUCACCCAUGCCACUAACUGCAUCAUUAAACCAAUCUCCAAGACCCAGGAGGCAGCCCAGAGAGAGAUCGAGGAAGCCAUGAAGAAAGUCAAGGAGGCGCAGUCGCUGAUCACUGCAGCUGUCGAUGAACCAAAUGAUAGAAGUCGUUCAAGGUCUCCCUCCAAAUAUCGUAAAAGGUCUCGAUCCCGAUCAAGGAAGAGGAGUCGUUCAAGGAAGAGAUCAAGAUCAAGAAAAAGAUCCAGAUCACGAAAAAGGUCAAAGUCCAGAAGAUCCAGAUCUAGGAAAAGGUCGAGGUCACGAAAAAGGUCAAUCUCAAGGUCAAGAAAGAGAAGAUCAAGGUCACGUAGACGAUCCAAGUCCAGAAGGUCUCGCUCCAAGUCUCGGGGACGAAAUCGUCGAUCACGCUCAAGAUCCAGUGUUCAGAAAGACGGCAGGAAGAAUAUGUCUGCACUGAGAAGCCCAAAGGAAGGGGCAAAUGGCUUUCCCAAAAGAAGCCCAAAGGAAGGGGCAAAUGGCUUUCCCAAAAGGGGGCCGCUGAAGGGCCAAACCAUCUUCCCUAUAAGGAGAAGAUCUAGAACUCCGCCCAGAGCCUACAGCAGACGAUCAAGAUCAAGCCCAAAAGCAGGGGUAAAUGGCUCUCCCAAAAGAAGUAGAAAAAGAAGCAGGACUCCGAAACGACGUUCUCCUGAGGCUCGUAAAAAGUCGCGCUCCAAAUCUCUAUCCCCACCCCGACUGGAGAGGGAGAAUUCAAACCCAGCUGGGGAAGAGUCUGAGAGAAAUGGCCCAGAAUCCAGUCCACCUUCCAUAUGUGAGAAAUCGGUUGCAGAAAGUGUCACUGAUGUUCUUGAGGAAUCAUCAAAACCAGAAAAAAGGUCACCGAGUGAAGCAAGAAGCCAAUCGAGAAGUCCUAAGAGAUCUGAGAGUCCGAAACGCAAACCAUCUGCAAGUCCAAGGCGCAAGUCACGAAGUCCAAAGAGAAGCCCGAUACGUCGAGUUUCUCGAAGUCCACGGCGAAAAUCUAAGAGUCCACGGCGAAGGUCUAAAAGUCCACGAAGUCCACGACGAAGAUCCAAAACUCCGCGAAGUCCACGACGAAGGUCAAAAAGUCCACGAAGUCCACGGCGAAGGUCAAAAAGUCCUCGACGUAGGUCCAAGAGUCCACGAAGUCCAAGGCGAAGGUCAAAAAGUCCACGACGUCGAUCUCGAACACCAAAACGUAGGUCAAGAACUCUAAAGCGUUUCUCCAGAAGUCCAGCUAGAAGGAAUGGCCGCAGCAGAAAGUCACGCAGCAGAAGCAAAGGACGGAAAGCCAGUAAACGAUCCAGACACAGUCGAAGUCGAUCCAGAAAGCGCUCCAGGUCCAGGAGUGGAUCUCGCCACAGGCCAAAGAAAGAGAAACGCAGAGACAGAAGUCGUGACAGAGAGGAGAAAAAGAAAAAGCACAGAGACAGGGACCGGGAGGAAAAAUCCUCUAAAGAAACCAAAGUGGUCCGCAAUUACGAUGAGGAGGAGAAGCAGAUCGAAGAGGAUUACAGCAGCGAGGACGAUGAUGACCGUCCAUCUGCUCCUCCGCGACCGGCAGACGACACAAACCUACAGAGUGUGGAUAUGGACAUGAGUGAUUAAAGUACCAUAAACAAUCAGCCUGCUAAAUAUAGUCACGGGGGCAUAACCGAGUCUGUGUCGGCAAACUGAGUUUAACUUUGACAGACUCUCAGUGUAGUGAGAGCACACUAUGCUACAUGUGCAAGACGGAUGAUAUUUGAUGUCCGAGUCAAUGACAGUGUUGUAAUUAAAGCUAAUAUGUCAUAAAGUGUCAGAUUCACUUGUAUGCGAAGAAAAUUGGUACAUGAUUCUCGUGUUUGGGGAAUACAGCCUGAAUGUCACACUUAGUCUGUGUAUACUGCAUUCUUUUGUUUUUAUUAAUUCGUUUUGUACAUUUGAAAUGUAGAAGUUUAUUUGAUUUGCAAUACAUGUGUUUACACGGCCGAUUGAUUUGUCUCACCUUUGCAUUAAUAUUGUGUAUUCUGUUAAAAGAAAAAUAGUGUAUGCAAGAAAGACCUGUUGAUCCAUACAAAUAAAAUAUGUGUACCUGCA
This is a messenger RNA of Ostrea edulis (European flat oyster), 2923 nucleotides long. Its product is annotated as serine/arginine-rich splicing factor 11-like. The coding region runs from base 128 to 2452 and encodes 774 amino acids. The record is from RefSeq and is a predicted model, not a curated record. NCBI's taxonomy places the organism in Eukaryota, Metazoa, Mollusca, Bivalvia, Ostreida, Ostreidae. Gene Ontology annotation, cellular component: nucleoplasm. The transcript has 20 exons. Gene Ontology annotation, molecular function: RNA binding.